AUGCGUGAGAUUGUUCACCUCCAGACCGGUCAGUGCGGUAACCAAAUUGGUGCUGCUUUCUGGCAAACCAUCUCUGGCGAGCACGGCCUCGACAGCAAUGGUGUCUACAAUGGUACCUCCGAGCUUCAGCUCGAGCGCAUGAGUGUUUACUUCAACGAGGCCUCUGGCAACAAGUAUGUUCCCCGAGCCGUCCUCGUCGACCUCGAGCCUGGUACCAUGGACGCCGUCCGUGCUGGUCCCUUCGGUCAGCUCUUCCGUCCCGACAACUUCGUUUUCGGUCAGUCCGGUGCCGGAAACAACUGGGCCAAGGGUCACUACACUGAGGGUGCCGAACUUGUCGACCAGGUCCUCGACGUCGUCCGCCGUGAGGCUGAGGGCUGCGAUUGCCUCCAGGGUUUCCAGAUCACCCACUCUCUCGGUGGUGGUACCGGUGCCGGUAUGGGUACUCUGCUCAUUUCCAAGAUCCGCGAGGAAUUCCCCGACCGAAUGAUGGCCACCUUCUCCGUCGUUCCCUCCCCUAAGGUCUCUGACACCGUCGUUGAGCCCUACAAUGCCACCCUCUCCGUCCACCAGCUGGUCGAGAACUCCGAUGAGACCUUCUGUAUCGAUAACGAGGCCCUCUACGAUAUCUGCAUGCGCACCCUGAAGCUGUCCAACCCCUCCUACGGUGACCUCAACUACCUCGUUUCUGCUGUUAUGUCCGGUGUCACCACCUGUCUCCGUUUCCCCGGUCAGCUGAACUCCGAUCUCCGAAAGCUCGCCGUCAACAUGGUGCCUUUCCCUCGUCUACACUUCUUCAUGGUUGGAUUUGCUCCUCUGACCAGCCGUGGUGCUCACUCUUUCCGCGCUGUCAGCGUUCCUGAGUUGACCCAACAGAUGUUCGACCCCAAGAACAUGAUGGCUGCUUCGGACUUCCGCAAUGGUCGCUACCUGACCUGCUCGGCCAUUUUCCGUGGCCGUGUCGCUAUGAAGGAGGUCGAGGACCAGAUGCGCAACGUCCAGAACAAGAACUCUUCUUACUUCGUUGAAUGGAUUCCCAACAACAUCCAGACAGCCCUUUGUGCCAUCCCUCCCCGAGGACUUACGAUGUCUUCGACCUUCAUCGGAAACUCCACUUCUAUCCAGGAGCUCUUCAAGCGUGUUGGUGAGCAGUUCACUGCCAUGUUCCGACGCAAGGCUUUCUUGCAUUGGUAUACUGGUGAGGGUAUGGACGAGAUGGAGUUCACUGAGGCUGAGUCCAACAUGAAUGAUCUUGUCUCUGAAUACCAGCAGUACCAGGAUGCUGGUAUUGAUGAGGAGGAAGAGGAGUACGAGGAGGAGCUCCCUGAGGGCGAGGAGUAA
Fusarium musae is the source of this 1341-nucleotide messenger RNA. It is a transcript of the gene TUB2, whose product is annotated as beta-tubulin. Gene Ontology annotation, biological process: microtubule cytoskeleton organization; mitotic cell cycle. The coding region runs from base 1 to 1341 and encodes 446 amino acids. The record is from RefSeq and is a predicted model, not a curated record. Gene Ontology annotation, cellular component: microtubule; cytoplasm. Gene Ontology annotation, molecular function: structural constituent of cytoskeleton; GTP binding; GTPase activity. Lineage: Eukaryota; Fungi; Ascomycota; Sordariomycetes; Hypocreales; Nectriaceae. The transcript is spliced from 5 exons.